Molecule: messenger RNA, 2708 nt
Organism: Scomber japonicus (chub mackerel)
Lineage: Eukaryota; Metazoa; Chordata; Actinopteri; Scombriformes; Scombridae
Gene: phf21ab
Product: PHD finger protein 21Ab
Exons: 20
Biological process (GO): negative regulation of transcription by RNA polymerase II
Cellular component (GO): histone deacetylase complex
Molecular function (GO): chromatin binding
Source: RefSeq, a predicted model, not a curated record
UUGUAGCUUCAGUUUUUUCUCUUUUUACACAUUUAAACUAAUAAACGCAAAUCCCGCAACCACACGCCUCCGUGCGGGCCUGAGCGAGCCGUGCGGGGUGUGUGCGGAGCUUCCGGCGCGGAUCAGCUUCAUAUUAAAUAUAUAUUUAAUUAAUCUGAGGAUCUGCUGCCAAGCAGCACAGACGGGUGGAGUCCAGUCCCACAGCCGGGUGCGGUCCUUUCAUGCUUCAGGUGGAUGGUUUUCCUACUGGAGACGGUGUUCAGGCUGAUCGAUCGGCUGGCAGACUGACGGGAUCCAUGAUGGAGCUACAGACGCUACAGGAAGCUCUGAAGGUGGAGAUCCAGAUCCAUCAGAAACUUGUUGCCCAGAUGAAGCAGGACCCUCAGAAUGCAGAUCUGAAGAAACAGCUGCACGAACUUCAAGCUAAGAUCACAGCGCUCAGCGAGAAGCAGAAAAAGGUUGUGGAGCAGUUGAGGAAGGAGCUGCUGGUGAAGCAGGAGCCGGAGGCGAAGCUGCAGCUGCAGGUCCAAACUCCUCCUGUAGGCGGCGACAUCAAGUCGGCCACCCUGCUGCAGAGCCAGCAGAUACCUGGAGGACUACAGCAGACGCUGACGGUCACGCCGGUCCUCACCACGAAGACUCUACCUCUGGUGCUGAAAGCUGCCGCCACGCCCGCCCUGCCCGGCUCGGUCCUGCCACAACGCCCGCCCACUGUUGCUAUGGUAACCACAGCUAUCACCAAACCCGACUCGCAGAACGCCCCCAUCAACCUGCAGGUGGCCAGCAAGCUGACCAGUCAGAGCGCAGAGCCGGUGCGGCUGGUGUCCAAGAACGCCAUGGUGGUGCAGGCCACCACCACCACCGCCCAGCCAAUCAAAGUUCCUCAGUUUGUCCCUCCUCCUAGACUGACGCCUCGACCCACCUUUCAGCCACAGGUCAGGCCCAAACCGGCCACACCCGCCAACGUCCCCAUCGCUCCGGCCCCGCCCCCGCCCAUGAUGGCGGCCCCCCAGCUGCUGCAGAGGCCCGUCAUGUUGGCCACCAAGCUGUCGUCUUCGCUACCGUCGGCGGCCCCCAUCCAUCAGGUCCGCAUCGUUAACGGGCAGCCCUGCAGUAAGACCGGCUCCACCCCGCUGACGGGCAUCGUCAUCACCACUCCGAUCUCUGCCGCCGCCGCCCGCCUCGCCAGCCCCGCCCCCGUCCCUACCCCGACUCCUGCCCAGCCAAUCCAGAUCAGCAGCCUGACCGCAGACCCCAAGCAGACUGUUAAAUCAGGAGGUGGAGCAGAGCAGAAGGUUGUUGUGAGCCUCCCCUCUUCCUCCACUCCUCCGCUGUCUCCUCCUCCUCCCCGACCCAAGAAGGAGGAGAACCCAGAGAAACUGGCCUUCAUGGUUUCUCUGGGACUCGUAACACACGAUCACCUCGAAGAGAUUCAGAGUAAGCGUCAGGAGAGGAAGAGGAGGACGACGGCGAACCCGGUGUACAGCGGCGCCGUGUUUGAACCAGAGAGGAAAAAGAGUGCAGUGAGUUACCUGAACAGCCCUCUGCACCAGGGGACCAGGAAGAGAGGUCGCCCACCCAAAUACAGCAGCGUCCCGGAGCUGGGCAGCCUCACCCCGACCUCCCCCUCCAGCCCCGUCCGCCCCCUCCCCCUGCCCAGCCCCAGCUCUGGGGAUGGAGACAUCCAUGAGGAUUUCUGCACUGUGUGCAGACGCAGUGGCCAGUUGCUCAUGUGCGACACGUGUUCUCGUGUUUAUCACCUGGACUGCCUGGAUCCACCCCUGAAAACCAUUCCUAAAGGCAUGUGGAUCUGUCCAAAAUGUCAAGAUCAGAUCCUGAAGAAAGAAGAAGCCAUCCCCUGGCCCGGCACGCUGGCCAUCGUUCAUUCCUACAUCGCUUACAAAGAAGCGAAAGAAGAAGAGAAACAGAAGUUGAUGAAGUGGAGCUCUGAACUGAAACUGGAGCGAGAGCAGCUGGAGCAGAGAGUCAAACAGCUCAGCAACUCCAUCACAAAAUGCAUGGAGACCAAGAACAGCAUCCUGGCUCGUCAGAAGGAGAUGCAGCUUUCUCUGGAAAAAGUAAAACACCUGAUUCGCCUCAUCCAAGCCUUCAACUUCAACCGAGCUCUGGCAGAGACAGAAGCUGCACCCGUCAGAGUCCAGGACGGUGCUGAAGCUGCACCCGUCAGAGUCCAGGACGGUGCUGAAGCUGCGCCCGAAGCCUCGGUGGAGAAGGCGAAGGCGGGAAGCUCCUCGGCCGGCGACGCAGCCGAGAAACCGGAGGAAGCUGCGGGGAAGCAGACGACCCAGGCGGCGGGAGACGCGGCCAGGCAGCCCGUCCCAGGAGACGGCGCCGUCCUGACGGCAGAUAACAGUCCCGGGGUCGGGGCGGGGGGGGCAGGAGGGGCGGGGGGUAAGGCUGGGCCGGAGGCGGGGGCUAACACAGGGACUGGUCUGCAGGCCGAGGUCGUGGCUCAGCCUGAGACCGAGGCGGCUCCGGCGGUGGACGUUCCCGCUCCGGUGGCGGUCGCCACCACCAACGGUACGGCCGAGCCGAGCGGACCCGACCGCAGCCCCGCGGGGGGGUGCGCCGCCAACUCUGAGAACAAGAUGGCUGCCGUCAACCCUCCAGAGACAGCGGCGGAGGAGAAAAAGGAGGAGAUCACUGACAGUGACGGCAGCAACACCAACAACAGCAAAACCUCAGAA